AUGUCUGGGACAGAGCGCGCGCCGGCCGCGGGCGACAACCACCACCUAUCGCACACCCGCGGUGAUUCUGUAUCCUCGCUGAACGCCGCGUCGUCCACGUCGACGACGCGGCCUUUCGAGAUGCGCGACUUUGUCACCGUGGACACAAUCGGCGAAGGGUCGUAUUCGUCCGUGCGUGAGGUGUUUCUGGCGAACAAACCCACGGAGAGGUACGCGCUGAAGAUAAUGGAUAAGUCACACAUCGUGCGCGAGGGUAAAGCGCGGUACGUGGCGACGGAGAGGGCGCUCUUGGCUGGACGGUUGGCGGAUUGCGACUGCGUCGCGGCGCUGCGGUUUACGUUUCAAGACACUUACUCGCUGUAUCUCGGCAUGGAACUGUGCACGGGGGGAGAUUUAUAUUCACAAUUGAAACGCUCGGAAGGCGAGGUGAUGACGGAGGAAAAGGCGGUGUUUUAUGUGUCCGAGGUGACGCGGGCGGUGCAACAGUGUCACGCGCGCGGCAUCGUGCACAGAGACGUCAAGCCCGAGAACGUUUUGAUCGAUUCGACUGGUCACGUAAAAUUGUGUGACUUCGGUAGUGCGCUUGAUUUACAACCUGUGAUGACGAGUGUGCUCACUGCGAUCGCGGAACAGGCGGUGAAGAAGGAUGCAAAGCAUAAGAAGAAUCGCUGCGCGUCCUUCGUUGGCACAGCGGAAUACGUGGCGCCAGAAAUCUUAGAAGGGUGCGCAGAAACCACCACGGCGGUGGAUUUGUGGUCUAUCGGAGUGAUGACGUUUCAACUGUUGACCGGACGCGUGCCGUUUAAAGAUAAGACGGAGUACUUGACCAUGCAAGCCGUGCUCAAGGGGAAGUAUGUGUACCCACCCGAGGCAAACGUCUCGAGCGCCGCAAAGGAUUUCAUCGAUAAACUCCUCGUUCGAGAGCCCAAGAAACGGCUCGGGUUUGAAGACGAGACGUCUAUCCGCAGUCAUCCGUUUUUCGCUUCCGUGAGCGAUUGGUCUACGCUCCGAGCACGAAAAGCUCCGAGCGUGCUCACCGCGACUGGCGUCGGUUCCGACGCCACCGUCUCCGAAAGCGAAUCCGAGAGCGAUACAGACGACGACGAAGAAUGGCGCGCGCGCGUGAACGCCGCGACAGCCGCUUUAGACGCGCUUUAG
Ostreococcus lucimarinus CCE9901 is the source of this 1158-nucleotide messenger RNA. RefSeq lists its product with no specific name. The record is from RefSeq and is a predicted model, not a curated record. The transcript has a single exon. Gene Ontology annotation, biological process: peptidyl-serine phosphorylation; intracellular signal transduction. Bases 1 to 1158 code for a protein of 385 amino acids. NCBI's taxonomy places the organism in Eukaryota, Viridiplantae, Chlorophyta, Mamiellophyceae, Mamiellales, Bathycoccaceae. Gene Ontology annotation, molecular function: ATP binding; protein serine/threonine kinase activity.